Molecule: messenger RNA, 3533 nt
Organism: Polychytrium aggregatum
Lineage: Eukaryota; Fungi; Chytridiomycota; Chytridiomycetes; Polychytriales
Product: male sterility protein-domain-containing protein
Exons: 11
Coding region: 9-3374 (1121 amino acids)
Source: RefSeq, a predicted model, not a curated record
CCUCCAAGAUGGUCUUCAAGAUGCUUUCGUGCUGCUUCGGGUCGUCCGACGACUCUCCCAGCGACAGGGGUAUCCCUGGAACCGCCGCCCCUCCAGUCUCGGCUCCAGCCAUGACAACCUUGCUCCUGCCCGAUGGUGAGCCUGCUGCCGCUGCUGCCGCUGCCGUCGAGGCUGGCGCCGAAGCUGAUGUGGAUGCUGCAGCCGAGUCAGCCGCUUCUGCCCAGCAGCCCAAGCCAGCCAUGGCUGCCUAUGACCCCUGGAUGCAUCCUGUCGAAGCGAUCAUCAAGAUGGCCCAGAACGAGCCCCAUGUCCUCGCCGCCAUCACACUCGAGAACGGCAAGGCUGAGCGCUAUAGCUACCUCCAGCUCUGGGAGAAGGCUUACUCGAUUGCCCAGGGGCUCAAGGCUCUCCCGGGCUGGAACGAUGAGGGCCACGACGUCGUGGCGACGUUCUGCGAGCCCGAGGUGCACUGGAUGUUCUAUUCGGUUGCCCUGUGGAUCCUCGGCAAGAAAGUCAUCAACUUUGCCCUCAACUGGCCCUCGUCCGUCCGCAAGGCCAUCUGCGACAGGCUCAAGAUCCGAUAUGUGCUCUACCACCACACCAAGCCCGGACGAGUCGAAGGACUCGAGCCUAUCGAUGCUGGCGCCUUCCCUCUCCUGGACAGCGUCCCGGCUCCCUCGCUCGAAGCCUGCGAGCCCCUGAACGACUACAUUGUCUAUCUCAGCACAUCCGGCACAACUGGAAUCCCCAAGACGUAUCCAGUGCCCCAUCGGUUUGUUGAGCCGAGCCGCGGAGUCAAUGGACUCGAGUACACCGGAAGCGGUGUGCUUCAGUCUCCCUCGUUCACCACAUCGAUGGGUCUUAUUUUGGGAAUGCUCAAUACUCGAGGCUCCCUUUGGUUUACUCGGCCAACCCCAAACCCGCAAGAGAAGGCUCAGGGCAUCAUCGAGCUGCUGGACGAAGGCAUGACGUCGAUGUAUACGACCCCUUCACUCUGCAAGCUCAUCUUCAAGACUGCUCAAUCGAAGAAGAAAACCGUCCAAUGGAACAACGUCCUCGUUGUGGGCCUCGGCUCAGAGCUUGUGUCUGCCUCCCUUGUCAGCCAGACGAAGACUCUCUGCCCCAAUGCUUUCGUCCACCUCAUGUAUGGAUCCAGCGAGACUGGCGUUAUCGGCGCCAUGUCCGCUUGUAUCCUUCCCUCGUCCGCCCCCAGCCCGUCCCAGGUGGUGUACAAACAGCCAAAGCCAAAUGUGCGAUGUCUCCUCUUUGACGAGGAGGGCAACACUGUUGACCAGAGCGUCUCCAAGAGCGGCAUCCUCGUUCUGGCUGUCGACAAGGACGACCCUAUCAAGGACCAUCCCAACUUCACCACCGCCAAUCCGAACGACAAGUUGGCUUCGUUUGGCUUCCUCAGCGACGGCUCGCCCCGUGUCUGCACCAUGGACUGGGUCGAAAUGACUGGCGAGAGCGAGUUCACUGUCAUUGGGAGAUUCGGCCAGAAGGUCAAGGUCAACGGCGUCUAUGUCGACCUCAAUGCCCUCGAGGAAAUGGUCAACCAGGACCUCAGCGAGCACGUCGCCGACUGCAUCUUCAUCCAGACCUCCGAGCUCAAGAUCGUGAUGCUCUAUGUCCCCCAGAAAGGCUCCACCUUCAACGCGACGCCGGGAGAGAUCAUCCAGAUGACCGAAAACCUGUUUGCCCUCAAGAACGUUGCCAAAGUUCCCAUUCGCAACUGCCUGGAGCUGGAGGCGUUCCCCUUCAACGACUCGGGCAAGCGCGAUCUCAAGAAGCUCAGGCACAUCGCCGAGAACAUCGAUAGCUAUGGCAAGUCGGUCCAGUACCCAUCUCUCAUCAUCGAGGACACUCCACUGUCCCGCACGGCCGCCAAGAUAUCUCAGAUCGGCAGUCAGAUCCUCGACAACCCCGCCCUCGACGGCCGCAACUACUACAUCGGCGGCGUCGGCUUUGACUCGCUGAGUGUCGGCCGUCUGGCCCUCGCCAUCAAGGACGAGUUUGAUGUCGAGAUCUCGCCUCUGAUCUUGCUGUCGAACGGAAUGACACCGACUGAUGUCGCCCAGUUGGUUGUCGACAUCCUCGACGACAAGCCCCUCAUUCCUCCGACUGUUGAUCUGGCUGCCGAGGCCGCCAAGCUCGACGAUGCGAGUGUGACGGCCGAGGGUCUCCCUCCGUUUGUCUAUCCCAAGGACCCUCGCGGCAUCGUCCUGACCGGUGCCACUGGCUUCCUCGGUGCCUUCCUGAUCUUUGAGCUGGCCCACAAGUUCCCCCGUGCCAAGAUCUACUGUGUGGUGCGAGCCCAGAACGAACAGCUGGCAUUUACCCGGAUUUUCGCCAAUGCCUCCAAAUUGGUGAUUGCAUCGAGAAAGGCUGGUGAUCCGCGGUACGAUGUGCGCGACCGAUUCAUCGGACUGUGCGGCGAUCUGUCGAAGGACAAGUGGGGACUCUCGGACGAGCGAUGGAAGGAGAUCAGCGAGGAGACCGACAUGAUUGUCCACAACGGCGCCGAGGUCCACUGGCUGUUUGACUAUGACAGACUCAGGGGACCCAACGUCCUCAGUACGGCGACGGCCCUGAGACUGGCCACAACCCACCACCUGAAGCCGCUGCACUACAUCUCGACCAUCGGCACGAUCCCGAUGGCCAAGAAGGCAGACAAGCCGCUCGAGGAGAAGAUCUACUCGGCCUGGAACAUCUCUGGCGGCUAUUCGCAGACCAAGUGGGUCUCUGAGCAACUGAUCAACAAGGCACGAUCAAGGGGAGUGCCGGUGACGAUCAUUCGCCCAGCCGUCAUUGCUGGUGACAGCAAAUACGGAGUGUCCAACUCUGAUGACUACAUCUGGCGAUAUGUCAAGGGAUGCAUCCAGCUCGGCGUUGCUCCCUCGCACGCCACUCCUGUCACGAUGACCAUGGAUCCCGUCGACCAUGUCGCCAAGGUGGUUGCCGAGAUUGCCGGCUCGGAGGAGUCCCUGUCCAAGUUUGUGUUCCACAUCAGCGACUCGGAGCACAGUGCCCUCACUGAGACCAAGCUGUUCGAGAUUGUCAAGGCUUUUGGCUGGACUGUGCUUUUCGAGUCCCGCGAGCAGUUCAAGUUCCUUCUCACCUCCAAUCCCUCUGCCGCAAACAACUCGCUGUUCCCGCUCAUGCACACCAUGAUGGACAUGUCUGUCAAGCUCGACAACGCCAACACCCGCUCGAUCUACCCGACGCCCGGUGUCUCCACCACGGUGCUCGCUAAGAAGUGCCUCAGCUACCUCUACCACGUCGGCUUCCUCCCCAAGCCCGAGAAUCCGUCGAGCGAGCUCAAGGACGAAGAGUAUCCCGAAGUCAGCAUCUUUGGCCGCACCGGCCGCAACUGAUAUUCAGGAUCCCACUCUGGCUUUGCUUGGGCGAUCGUCCGAACAUUGAUGCAGUUCCCCUGGAAUCGGUGUGCUCUUAAACAAAAAUGAGGGUAUUGUCUGCUUCUCCGGAUCCUGAAUACACGUAGCCGCCCAUUAUCCAUAAGGACCGCCACUAAA